AUGUGCUCUAAAGUUGACGAAGCAAUAAAAUCAUACCUGGAAAUGCAUCGUCCCGCAAGCUGGUCUUACAAUUAUUUUUUAAAAAAUAACAAACCCUUAAUAAUUGAAGAACUUAACGGCAGUCCAUGGCCAGACAAGAGUUCCCUCUGGAAGAAAGAUUUUAUUCGAAUUGCACAACAAAUGACAAGCGAGGAAAAAUUUAUUGAUAAGGUUAUGUAUUGGUUUAAAGAAAAUGCGGGUUCUGUUCCUGCUAAGAGAUGUAGGCGCUCCUGCGGGUACCGCCCCGUGAUAAUACAAGGAGUAGUGGGUUCUGUUCCUCGCCUUCCGUCUCAGCACUCGGCUGAUGACAACUGUUCGUGCUAG
Messenger RNA from Funneliformis caledonium, 363 nucleotides. NCBI's taxonomy places the organism in Eukaryota, Fungi, Glomeromycota, Glomeromycetes, Glomerales, Glomeraceae. The record is from the annotation of a GenBank genome assembly.